Oryza brachyantha (malo sina) is the source of this 1112-nucleotide messenger RNA. RefSeq lists its product as uncharacterized. The record is from RefSeq and is a predicted model, not a curated record. Lineage: Eukaryota; Viridiplantae; Streptophyta; Magnoliopsida; Poales; Poaceae. Bases 140 to 601 code for a protein of 153 amino acids. Gene Ontology annotation, molecular function: ubiquitin binding. The transcript is spliced from 3 exons.
CCCUCUCCUCUCCUCCUCCUCCGCGCGACGACGACGAGGCAGAGCAGCGCGAGCCGCGGCGGCCUAGGGUUCCGCGUUCCGUGCCGCGCCUCCCUCCCCCACCACGCCGGCGACGACGAGGUUUACUGAAGUGCAAACAAUGGAGCGGUCUUCUCAGUUAAAUCCAGAUGCCACUCCCUUUGUGCCUCCACCCAGGUCUUCGUUUGAAGAAAGCUUGAGUGAAAGGAUAUACUCUUUGAAGCAAGUAGGUGAUACUGAAGAGGAUGAGACUGCUGACAAGUCUGCUGAAUAUGAGCUCCCAGAUUCCCUUUCUCUGGACGACUAUGCUGAAAGCCUAGGGAAGCUCAACAUUUCUGCAGAAUCUUCAUCAAAGGGAGCCACUAGUAGUGCGUUUGAUCCAUCACAGUACAAGGAAAAUGAUGCUGAUAAUCAUUUUGCUGUGAUAGAAUCUCUUUCGAAGAUGUUCCCAGAUGUGUCUGCUGACUUCAUUGUUGAAGCACUGAAGGCCCAUGAAUUUGAUACAGAUCUCACUAUCGAUAUGCUCAUUGAUCUGUGUGAAGCUGAUGAUUAUGGGCGUUCCAGCGAAAUGUCAGGAAAGUAGAAGCAACAGCAUCGCUCUUCAUGCACCUCGGCGGAACAAUUACUCUUCAGCUACAUGUUAUUGAAGUCAAUCUACUAGAUAGUCAAGACUGAAUUUGGUGGAGUACAAAUUAUUGCUGCUGUAAAGAACUCAGCCUCAAGUGCUCGUUUAGAAGCCAAAGCAACAAAGACCAAGUUUUGGGUUGUAAGUUCCAGGUGGAACUGCUAUUUUCAGUAUUGAUUCUGCCUCAUGUCGGUGAUUUCACCCAGCAGUUUAUCGCGUGAUCUGCGCAACCCGUUUGGUGUAGCUGAUUAUCUCCCUAGCUAAGUAUUCAGGAACCAGCAAUUGGGUGCAGUUUUGCUGCAAGGCUGUGCUUCAUACCUUGUACAUUCUGGUUUUUCUGCAUUCUGUGUAGGGAGAUAGACCCGUUCAUCCUUGUUCUGCUAUGAUGCAUUGUUUGAACAGACAUGCGCUUGAAGAGAUCUCGUUGCAGUUAUUGAAUGAAGAGCUGGAAACCAUAUGGUCUUGGUUA